Molecule: messenger RNA, 559 nt
Organism: Centruroides sculpturatus (bark scorpion)
Lineage: Eukaryota; Metazoa; Arthropoda; Arachnida; Scorpiones; Buthidae
Exons: 2
Coding region: 155-544 (129 amino acids)
Source: RefSeq, a predicted model, not a curated record
AAUGAGGUGGCGCUGUUUGUCAUCGUUCACAGUUGAUAGUUUAUGACAUCUGUUCGCUUGGAGAUGUAAACAGUAAAUAUUUAGUUAAAAGUUAUUUUUAAGUAAAAGUUGUUUCUUAAAAUGAUCUAAUAAGUUAAGAUAAUAGAAAAUAAAAAUGUCUGGAUAUGAUUCUGGAGUCGAAACUGGAAACGAAAGCAAUGAAAGUCAUUGCAUGUCUGUGGAAUCGUUAGAACAGAGCGAGAAUGGCCAGGAUCACAACAGUACAUCGGAUAAGCUAGAAAGUUCUGCAGAAUCAACAGAUCCUCCAGCAGGAUUAUCAUUUUUAAAUGUUCAACCUUUAUCUCACCAAUUUGGAUAUAACAGUAAUUACAAGCAACAUAAUGUGGCAGAAAAAUUGCAGUUUGGUUAUGGCAGUGAAUAUGAGCAACAUGAUCACACAGGAAAAAUGAGACCUGGAAUUGUUCAGAAAAAGCAUGAUCGUUGGAAAUAUGUAGAUGGCAUUUAUACCAGAGUUCGUGAUGUCUUAGGUAAGUUAAAGUGUUAGUAAAGAAUGAAUUAA